UUCAUGUGUAUCGUCUUUUUUUCCCAGUUUUUACUUUUUCAUCAUUAUCAUCGUUUUUGACUUGAGUAAGAGGUGACGUCAUCACAUCGAGAGAUGAGGUGGAGGAGGGGGCGGAGGCACUUCCAGAAGAAGAAGAAGAAACGGAACUUCAGUGAAUGAAGCUCGACUUCCACCAGGAGACUCAGAAGGAUUCCCCCAAGAUAAAGUAACAACAUUUCUCCUUUUUCUUUCUUUGUUUUUUUGUUUUUGUUUUUUGCAAGCCUCGUGUGGAGAAGAUCCCUUGGCGGCAGUUUCUCGUCUGCUUUUUGCCUUCAUUUCGACAGGUGUGAGUUCCUGAAGGCGCCAUGGAGGAGGGAAGCUGCUUGGGUUCAUUAUAAACUAGUCGGGAGCAUCAGAAGUGGAUCUCUGCUCUGACGACUAAAGAAAGACAGUCAAACUGGGAAACUAUUUUCUCAUCUGCUACCCUUUUUGGAUCCCAUCAACUUUCCAAGUGGACUGUAAAGGAGCUUCAAAAGUUUGAUUCCAAGAGCGCAACCAUGUGCCAUGUGAUUGUAACAUGCCGCUCCAUGCUCUGGACGCUGCUCAGUAUCGUUGUGGCCUUCGCCGAGCUCAUCGCCUUCAUGAGCCCCGAUUGGCUGCUGGGAUUCCCUCGCUCCGACUCCGGCGUGAACCCCGGUGAAUACCGGCCCUCUCUGGGCCUCUACAGCCGCUGCCUCCGCCUCGCCACCCGGGGAGGUGGGGUGAGCUGCGGGCCCUACGCCGGCACCUUCUCCGAGGUGGCUAGCGGCUUCUGGCAGGCGGCCAUGUUGUUUCUGGCCGCGGGGAUAUUGGUGCUCGUAGUGGUGGCCUGCAUCUCGAUCUUCAGCAUGUGCUUCCAGAGCAUCCUGAGGAAAAGCAUCUUCAACAUCUGCGGUUUGAUGCAGGCCGUUGCAGGCCUCUUGCUUAUGGUGGGCCUCAUGCUCUACCCCGCUGGCUGGGGUUCCGAGAAGGUGACGGGCUACUGCGGGGUCGAGGCCUCCCCCUUCCGGCCGGCCUUGUGCUCCCUCGGCUGGGCCUUUUACGCGGCCAUCGGAGGAACCCUGGCGACCUUCCUGUGCUCCGUUUUGUCCGCGCAGGCCGAGAUCGCCACCUCCAGCGACAAGGUGCAAGAGGAGAUCGAAGAGGGCAAGAGUCUCAUCUGCGUGCUGUGACACCACGGAGUCAUCCUGAGCAUGGACUUGUUGAGAUGAGAAGCUGGAGGUGUUGUAUUUCUUUAUUUUUAUUUCUUCAACACUUGCUUUGCGAUCUUAAUAAUCCCUGGUUAAAUUGAGACAAAGACUUUGGGGCAUUUGCUGGCAAAGUGCACACCACUGAAUGAGACUGAGUUCAUCUGCACACUCUAACAAAACCAAUACAAGAAACCGAAACCUGUACAUACCACUGUUCAUGCAAUUUGUUUUAACACCCCCAAUUUCCCUCCCCCCCAAGUAUAUAAUGACUUUUAGCUCACAAAACUCCGAAAUUCAGGCAGUCUAUUGAACAAUAUUAGAUGAAAACGUAUUUCGAGUAAUGAUGCGCCAUCUGGUGGCGAACAUGGUGAAUUAGAGCCUCCACAGAAACGUCAUAGUCUUAAUGUUUCAAGAUUUUAAUUCAAGUCUUUUUCAGAUUUCUUCCAUCAACACACUAAAUGUGAACACGAAUCUAUACUGUGAAGUGUGUGUGCGACUAAUGUUAAAAUUUUGGGUGACUGUCAAACCAGUAUUAGCUAAACAAGAUGAUUGUGGUUGUAUUUACAGUGACAUUUAACAGCAGAUCGCAUUCUUAUCUUCGGAAAGGGUUCUUGUAUUGAAUCUCAAUUGGAUCACACUUUGCAAGUUAAUGUUUGUAGUUAUAUUGUAGAAGUUCCAUGAUUUUUUUUAUUUUAUUUUUUUUGCUCAAAUUGCAUGCUGCGUCGCAGUCGCAAGAGAGCAGAGUUUGGCUCCUCCACCUAAAUGUGACUCCUCUCCAUACAAGUGUGCCAUGACGCAUUUGAUUGCUCUUAUUCAACACAGAAGGCAAAGACAUGCAAUUAGGAUUUUGAGAAAGUGAGCGGGACAAUGUGGGACCCUUUUGUUUGUUACAUUAACAAGAAUCUUGUUGUUUUGGUGAAUGAAUGAAUUGCUGAUGUUAGUAUGGAGAAAUACAUACUGUAUAGUACCAUCAAUAGUCCACAGAUUGUCUCUUUCAAAUCUUUAUUCCAUGUUAAUACCAUAAAUAUACAAAACUGAAAACUAUUUCACAUGCGACAAAGGCCGGACGAGAGUGCAUCGAAUUUUCUUUUGAAACGCAACUCCUAAUGAGGGGCAUCAAAUCAUCUUUACAGAAUGUACAAAUACGGUAUUCCUCUUAAAUUAGUUUUCGCUCUUGAUUCAGUGAAAUAACAUGAUCACAGGUCUAAAACACAUCUUUUUUUUUUGUGUUUGUUUGUUUUGUUCACAUUCUUAAGUGUAGACCGGCUUGCACAAUACAACUUUCAAUGUUUGUGAAGUAAAAUUUGUCUAACGUACACAUCACAAACUGAGAUUUAAAAAAAAAAUGGACAUUUGGUAGAUUUCUCACAGCUUUUGUGAACGCACAGUAGAAUAACACUUGAGGGAUUUGUCAUAUUUAAUCAGCCAUUCCUUGAAUACAAGCACACCAUUUGAUGCACGUAACACGAUAAAUCGUGGAGAACCAAAAAGAACAUAAAUUAUGUCAUAAAUAAAAACAGC
This is a messenger RNA of Hippocampus comes (tiger tail seahorse), 2729 nucleotides long. RefSeq names its product lipoma HMGIC fusion partner-like 2 protein. Gene Ontology annotation, cellular component: membrane. NCBI's taxonomy places the organism in Eukaryota, Metazoa, Chordata, Actinopteri, Syngnathiformes, Syngnathidae. The record is from RefSeq and is a predicted model, not a curated record. Bases 537 to 1190 code for a protein of 217 amino acids. The transcript is spliced from 3 exons.